Helianthus annuus (common sunflower) is the source of this 1302-nucleotide messenger RNA. Its product is annotated as amino acid transporter AVT1I. Bases 18 to 1259 code for a protein of 413 amino acids. Gene Ontology annotation, cellular component: plasma membrane. The record is from RefSeq and is a predicted model, not a curated record. NCBI's taxonomy places the organism in Eukaryota, Viridiplantae, Streptophyta, Magnoliopsida, Asterales, Asteraceae. The transcript is spliced from 3 exons.
UGCCAACCUAAGAAAACAUGGACACCAACAACGUAGAGACAAUUGAGAGCCAAAACCAACAUGGAUCACCACCAACUAAAGGCACCACUUUCAUAAGAACUUGCUUCAAUGGAGUGAACACUUUAUCUGGUGUGGGCAUAUUAUCAGUACCCUAUGCACUCUCAAAAGGUGGCUGGUUAAGCCUCAUGUUACUAUUGUUGGUUGCACUUUUAUGUUUCUACACCGGUCUACUUCUUCGUAGAUGCAUGGAUUCAGACCCCCUCAUCAAAUCCUAUCCGGAUAUUGGGCAAGUGGCGUUUGGUCGAAAAGGGAGGGUGAUUGUCUCAACGUUUUUGUACCUCGAGCUUUUCUUUGUGGCGGUCGAGUUUCUAAUAAUGGAAGGUGACAAUCUACACAAGUUGUUUCCAAAAGAAGAGUUUGUUGUUUUUGGAAGCAGAAUUGGUGGGAAACAAGGGUUUGUUUUGUUGACUGCUCUUGUUGUGUUGCCUACAACAUGGUUAAGGAGUUUGGGUGUUUUGGCAUAUGUUUCUGCUGGUGGGGUGAUGGCAUCAUUGAUUCUAGUGGUGGCUGUAUUAUGGGGUGGUGCUUUUGAUGGAAUUGGAUUCCAUGAAAGGGGAGAUCUUUGGAAUUGGAGUGGGUUGUCAACUGCUAUAAGUUUGUUUACCUUUUGUUAUUGUGGUCAUGCUGUUUUUCCAACUAUAUGCAAUUCCAUGAAAGACAAGUCUCAGUUCCCUAAGGUUCUACUUGUUUGCUUUGUUCUGAGCACAAUCAGUUACGGAUCGAUGGCAAUAUUCGGUUACCUGAUGUUCGGGGAACACCUAACAUCACAAAUUACAUUAAAUCUUCCUACAAAAAACAUUAGUUCAAAAAUAGCAAUCUACACGACACUAAUCAACCCGAUAUCCAAAUACGCACUAGUCAUAUCACCGAUCGCAACAGCAGUAGAAGAAACAGUCCCCUUUCGAGAAAGCAAGACGAUGAGUUGUCUUAUUCGAACAUGUAUCGUGACGAGCACAGUCUUUGUGGCAUUGGUGGUCCCAUUUUUUGGAUACGUGAUGGCGUUUAUCGGUGCAUUUUUAAGCAUUACAGUGUCGGUACUGUUACCAUGUUUGUGUUACUGCAAGAUCAUCAUAGGAUUUAAGAAAUUUGGGGUGGAAUUGAUGGUGAUUUUCAUGAUCUUGUUGUUUGGAACUUUACUUGCAGUUGUAGGUACUUACACUACUUUAACAGACAUUAUAAAAGAGGUUGUACCAAAAUAAGUGGAACCUUAAUUAAAUACAGUUUAUUUUUUAUUUUACUUUA